AUGCGCCGCGUCCUCCGGCUGCUCCUCGGCUGCUUCCUCACCGAGCUGUGCGCCCGCGUGUGCCGGGCGCAGGAGCGAGCGGGGCACGGGCAGCUGGCGCAGCUGGGCGGCGUGGUGGUGCUGGCGGGGGGCAACCGCUCCGGGGCCGCCUCCGGAGAGGUUGGCGAGGGCGUGGGGGUCUCGGACGCGCCCCCGACCCGGGCGCCCACGCCGGACUUCUGCCGGGGCUACUUCGAUGUCAUGGGCCAGUGGGACCCGCCGUUCAACUGCAGCUCGGGCGACUUCAUCUUCUGCUGCGGGACUUGUGGCUUCCGGUUCUGCUGCACGUUUAAGAAGCGACGACUGAACCAAAGCACCUGCACCAACUACGACACUCCGCUCUGGCUCAACACCGGCAAGCCCCCCGCGCGCAAGGACGACCCCCUACACGACCCCACCAAGGACAAGACCAACCUGAUCGUUUACAUCAUCUGCGGGGUGGUGGCCGUCAUGGUGCUGGUGGGCAUCUUCACCAAGCUGGGACUGGAGAAGGCGCACCGGCCCCAAAGGGAGCACAUGUCCAGGGCCCUUGCAGAUGUCAUGAGGCCACAGGGCCACUGCAACACCGACCACAUGGAGAGAGACCUCAACAUCGUGGUCCACGUCCAGCAUUAUGAGAACAUGGACACCAGAACCCCCAUAAAUAAUCUUCACACUACCCAGAUGAACAACGCAGUGCCCACCUCCCCUUUGCUCCAGCAGAUGGGCCAUCCACAUUCCUACCCGAGCCUGGGCCAGAUCUCCAACCCCUACGAACAGCAGCCGCCCGGCAAAGAGCUCAACAAGUACGCCUCCUUGAAGGCAGUCGGAAGUUCUGAGGGUGACUGGGCAGUGGCGACACUUAAGUCACCAAAAGCGGACAAGGUGAACGACGACUUCUACUCCAAGCGCCGGCACCUGGCCGAGCUGGCGGCCAAGGGGAACCUGCCCCUGCACCCCGUGAGAGCGGAGGACGAGCCGCGGGCCUUCAGUCCCGAGCACGGCCCCGCCAAGCAGAACGGGCAGGAGUCCCGCGCCAGCAAGCCCCCCCCGCACCCCCUGGCCUACAGCUCCGCCGCCAGCGUUAAGAGCUGGGACCCCAAGGAUCAGCCCCUCCGGCGGCAGGGUUACGGGAACAGGGGCAGGCUGGGCGCGGCCGAGUCGGGCUCCGGCGACCCCCUGGGGACUCGCCCCCAGCACUACCCACCCCCACAGCCAUACUUCAUCACCAACAGCAAAACAGAAGUGACGGUCUGAGCCGCCACCCCAGGGGACGUCCUGGACACCACACUCAGCCGCGAGAGGCAA
Molecule: messenger RNA, 1326 nt
Organism: Vicugna pacos (alpaca)
Lineage: Eukaryota; Metazoa; Chordata; Mammalia; Artiodactyla; Camelidae
Source: RefSeq, a predicted model, not a curated record